Molecule: messenger RNA, 2874 nt
Organism: Leptosomus discolor (cuckoo roller)
Lineage: Eukaryota; Metazoa; Chordata; Aves; Leptosomiformes; Leptosomidae
Source: RefSeq, a predicted model, not a curated record
CGAGAAGGGUUUUCCAAGUUCAACAAGAUCUACGAAUACGACUACCAGAUGUUUGGCCAGAACGUUACUAUGGUGAUGACAUCCGUGUCGGGACACUUACUGGCUCAUGAUUUCAGGCUGCCCUUUCGCAAAUGGCAUAGCUGCAACCCUCUAGCUCUUUUUGAUGCUGAAAUUGAGAAGUAUUGCCCUGAAAAUUACGUGGAUAUCAAGAGAACUCUGGAACGAGAAGUCCAGCAGUGCCAAGCUCUGGUGAUCUGGACUGACUGCGAUCGAGAAGGAGAGAACAUCGGCUUUGAGAUCAUUCACGUUUGCAAAGCUGUAAAGCCAAACCUCCAGGUUUUCCGAGCCCGUUUCUCAGAGAUCACGCUUCACGCUGUCCGAACGGCCUGCGAGAACCUCACCCAACCCGAUCAGAAAACGAGCGACGCCGUCGAUGUCAGGCAGGAGCUGGACCUCAGGAUAGGUGCUGCCUUUACCAGAUUCCAGACACUCAGGCUCCGGAAGAUCUUCCCCAAUAUUUUAGCGGAUCAGCUGAUCAGCUACGGUAGCUGCCAGUUCCCCACGCUGGGGUUUGUAGUUGAACGCUUUAAAGCCAUCCAGGCCUUUGUUCCCGAAGCCUUCUAUAAAAUCAAAGUGACACAUGACCAUGAAGAUGGCAGCGUGGCCUUCAACUGGAAGAGGAACCGGCUCUUUAAUCACACAGCGUGCCUGGUCCUUUACCAGAUGUGUAUGGAGGAUCCGGUAGCAACGGUGGUUGAGGUUGGGAGCAAGCCAAAGAGCAAAUGGAGGCCCCUGCCCCUGGACACUGUGGAACUCGAGAAGCUGGCUUCCCGCAAGCUGAAAAUAAACGCAAAGGAAACCAUGAGAAUAGCAGAAAAACUCUAUACUCAAGGGUUCAUUAGCUACCCCCGAACCGAGACCAACAUCUUCCCCAAGGAGCUGAACCUCUCUGCCUUAGUACAGCAGCAAACACAGGACCCAAACUGGGGAGCGUUUGCACAGAGGAUUUUGGAUCGGGGUGGGCCAACCCCUCGGAGUGGAACCAAAUCAGAUCAGGCUCACCCUCCCAUUCACCCCACAAAAUACGCUGCUAACCUGCAGGGCAGCGAGCAGAGACUGUACGAGUUCAUCGUGCGCCAUUUCUUGGCGUGCUGCUCCGAGGAUGCCAAGGGACAGGAAACGACCGUGGAGAUCGACAUCGCUAAUGAGCGAUUCAUUGCUCAAGGACUAAUGAUCCUGGCCCGAAAUUAUCUGGAAGUCUAUCCUUACGAGAAGUGGAGCGAUAAGGUUAUCCCACUCUAUCAGAAAGGGUCUCGCUUUCAGCCCACUACGGUGGAGAUGGUGGAUGGGGAAACCAGCCCUCCAUUGCUCCUCACAGAAGCGGAUCUCAUUGCUCUCAUGGAGAAACAUGGCAUUGGGACCGACGCCACUCACGCCGAGCACAUCGAGACGAUUAAGACGCGGAUGUACGUGGGCCUGACGGCGGAUCAGCGGUUCCUGCCAGGCCACCUGGGCAUGGGGCUGGUGGAAGGCUACGAUUCCAUGGGCUACGAGAUGUCCAAGCCUGACCUCCGAGCUGAGCUGGAGGCUGAUCUGAAACUGAUCUGUGAGGGGAAGAAAGACAAAUCUGCAGUGUUGCAGCAGCAGGUCCAAAAGUACAAGCAAGUCUUCAUCGAAGCUGUGGCCAGAGCCAACAAGUUGGACCAGGCCCUGGCUCAGUAUUUUGGAGAAGCCACAGAAAUCGCAGAGCAAGAGGAGGUGUACCCAGCAAUGCCCGUCUCCGUUCGGAAGUGCCCACAGUGCAACCACGACAUGGUCCUGAAGACCAAGAAGAACGGCGGGUUCUAUCUCAGCUGCACGGGCUAUCCAGCUUGUAAAACUGCAGUCUGGUUUCCCGAUUUUGUGCUGGACGUGGCCAGGGACGAGAGCGUCUGUGCUGUGUGUAAACCCCAUCCAGUUCACAGACUGAAGUUUAAAUUCAAGAGAGGCAGCGUUCCACCCAUGAUGCCCCUGGAGUUUGUUGGUUGCGUCGGAGGCUGCGAUGAGAUGCUAAAAGAGCUCCUGGACCUCAAGUACUUGCACAGGUCGUCCCAACCCGCCCCGCCGGCCAGCCAGCAAGCUCAUCACUUACAGAUCCACAACUCCUUCAGCAGAGCUAGUGAGGAGAACAGGCACGUGAGGGGGACCACAACCCUGCCGCCAGGACAUCUACGGUCCUUGAGCUCCACGAGAACGCCCCGGCCUGCUCCUCCGGCUGCUCCAGAGGACGGGAACAACGCCGUGGUGUGCAACUGCGGGAAGGAAGCCCUGCUGCUCACCGUGCGCAAAGAAGGGCCCAACCAAGGCAGGAGGUUUUACAAGUGCGGCACCAGCGCCUGCAACUUCUUCCUCUGGGCCGAUCAGCGGCCGGAGGACGGAAGCACCGCGACUCCGCGGGACUCUGCGCUGCCCCAGCCCUUUGCAGGAAGGGCCCCAGCAGGAUUUCGGCGCCCAGGAGGAGGGAGAGGCCCAGAGCUCUUUGAAAGCAGCGGCUCCGAGGCGGGAGGCGGCACAGUCUGCCAGUGCGAGCAGCCAGCUGCCACACGUACCGUCCAAAAGGACGGCCCCAACAAGGGGCGGCAGUUCCACACCUGCUCGAAGCCCCGCGAGCAGCAGUGUGGCUUCUUCCAGUGGGCAGAUGAAAACGUGGCACCAGGGCCUUCUGGAGACGUCUCUUUGAACCACUUUGGCAGCAGUGGAUACUCAAGAGGGUUAGGAGUUAAAACCAAGAGACCAAGCAGCCUCUCCUCGGAAGCCACUGCCAAGAAACCACGGACCUGUAGCAUUUGCCACCAGCCUGGCCACACGAGGAAAAACUGCCCUCAAAACCUCUGA